GAUUUACUUGUCUUGAGACUUCCGUAUCAAUUGUUAUAUCUGUUCUACUCCACCUUGAGAGAAACUACACGUACCUCAAGUACCAGUCCAGUACGGACCUCCCACGCUUCCAACGCGACAGGGGCACGCGAAAACACGAAAACUGCCCUACGGAGUGGAAAUGCAAGUGGUUGUGGACAUUUCAAGCGCCCUUCAAGGAAUCCAGCCCAGCCCCUCCAAGUGACAUUUGCCAAAGUCUCUAAACGCAACGCGCAUCUCAAUCGCCUACCCAAAACAACUUUUAAACCACGACGAUAACAUACGGGAACGAAUCGUCGUAUUGAAACCCUCUGCUCUGGAAACUCUCGUCCCCGUCGAAACUCCCAUCGCAGAAGUUCGAGGAGACUCAGGGGCUUUGCGCAAAAUGGCUCUUCUACAGUUCAGAGCACCGGUCGACUAUGAACAGCACCAAAGUGGGUUUCCAAGUCAAAAAUCCGGUGCGGAAAAUACUGACAACUGUCAUAGCUGCCUUUGAGGACUUUCUCCAAAACUUCAAGACCUCCCCAGCCGCUAAUAUUACCCAUGCGCUUGGGGGCAUGAAUAUUGACGAGGACGAUUUGAGUGAUGAUUACGACUUUAUGGACGAGGAUGACGAGGGACAGGAUGAGCGUCGCAGAACACGAUCUCAUGCAAAGGCGCCCAAGUUGAAAUACAUGGACCUUCUUCGUAAGAUCGCAGAUCGCCAAGAGGAGGAAAUUACGAUCGAUUUGGAUGAUGUCGAACAGGUAGGUAAUUCUUUGCUGAAAAGAUUGGCCUGGCUGAUGAUUUGGGUAGUUCGAUAAAUUACUGGACGACAACGGAACUCCUAUGAAGCUGGUCGAGUCAAUUGAGACUAAUGCCAAACACUAUCUUGAUAUUGUGUCAAAAGCAGUUGAUAAGAUCAUGCCACUACCCACAAGAGAACUCAAGUAAGCUUCUGGUCAUCAUGGCGGUAUCCGAUUCCGUAUGGACUGAUUUCGUUCUAGCUACAAAGACGAUGUUCUUGAUGUAUUAAUGUCGCAACGAACAGCCCGUAACAACGCUCUAGAAAGAGCUGCGGCCGAAAACCCAGAUCCUACUGAUGAGCCUGAGCUAUUCCCUGCCGAGUUGACCAGACGAUACACCCUCAAUUUUAAACCCCGUACACGUAGUGAGCAACCUCUCAAAGCUUUAGCGGUCCGACAGGUUCGAGGAGAGCACUUGGGACAUCUAAUCACUGUCCGAGGAAUUACGACUCGUGUCUCGGACGUUAAGCCAACUGUUGAAGUGAAUGCAUAUACUUGCGAUCGUUGUGGUUGUGAGAUUUUCCAGCCUGUUGGAUCUAAAACUUUUGGACCUUUGGUAGAGUGUCCUUCGAAAGAUUGUGAAGUCAACCAGACUAAAGGCCAAUUACACCACUCCACUCGAGCCUCUAAAUUCCAACCAUUCCAGGAAGUCAAGAUUCAGGAAAUGGCAGAGCAAGUUCCAGUUGGCCAUAUUCCACGAAUGCUGACAAUUUUAUGUCAUGGUGCCCUUGUCCGACGUAUCAACCCUGGAGAUGUAGUGGAUGUGGCCGGUAUCUUUUUGCCCACCCCUUAUACUGGUUUCAAGGCUAUUCGCGCUGGUCUUUUGACGGAUACAUAUCUGGAGGCACAGCAUGUCAUUCAACAUAAAAAAGCAUACGAGGAUAUGAAGGCAGACAGCAAAGUUUCCAGACGCAUUGAGCAAUACCAAUCGUCAGGGCAUUUAUACGAGUACCUUGCAAAGUCGAUUGCGCCCGAGAUUUACGGACAUUUGGACGUUAAGAAAGCACUCUUGUUGCUACUAGUUGGUGGUGUAACCAAAGUUAUGGGAGAUGGUAUGCGAAUCAGAGGUGACAUCAACAUCUGCUUGAUGGGUGAUCCCGGUGUGGCUAAAUCUCAAUUAUUGAAGUAUAUUACAAAAGUUGCCCCUCGUGGAGUUUACACAACUGGUCGAGGAAGCAGUGGAGUUGGUCUUACCGCGGCAGUUAUGAAGGAUCCAGUCACGGAUGAAAUGAUUUUGGAGGGAGGAGCAUUGGUUCUUGCUGACAACGGUAUCUGCUGUAUCGAUGAAUUUGACAAGAUGGACGACAGCGACAGAACUGCUAUCCACGAAGUCAUGGAACAACAAACCAUUUCUAUUUCCAAGGCUGGAAUUUCUACAACACUCAAUGCACGAACCUCCAUUCUAGCCGCAGCAAAUCCCUUGUAUGGCAGAUACAACCCACGCAUAUCCCCCGUGGAGAACAUCAACCUCCCAGCUGCGCUCCUCUCUCGUUUUGAUGUACUUUUCCUCAUCCUCGACACCCCUACCAGAGAUACAGACGCCCUCUUAGCCCAGCACGUAACAUACGUCCACAUGAACAACAAACACCCAGACACAGAAGGAGUCGUUUUUAGCCCAGAGGAGGUACGCCAGUAUAUCGCCAAAGCAAGAACUUUCCGUCCUACUGUACCCACUUCAGUCUCAGAGUAUAUGGUUAAAGCAUAUGUUAAGAUGCGAGAACAACAAUCCCGAGACGAGAAAAACAAGAAGCAAUUCGCUCACACCUCACCCAGAACACUUCUUGGUGUUCUUCGUCUCUCACAGGCACUCGCCCGUCUGAGAUUCAGUGAGACCGUUGUUCAAGAUGAUGUUGACGAAGCCCUCCGAUUGAUCGAAGCAAGCAAGGAAUCGCUCUACCAAGACCAAGACGGCUACAGAAAAGAUAACUCUCCAAGCUCGCGUAUCUACAACCUGGUUCGCGCACUUGCUGAGUCAGGGCAAUGUCGACCAGAUGAUGCGGACGAGGACGACAAUGAGACUUUGGGCAUGGAAUUAAGUAUGAAGAAGGUCCACGCCCGAGUCCUCGCCAAAAGUUUCACAGAAGACCAAUGGCAGGCUGCUGUUUUGGAGUACACGAACCUUGAUGUAAGUUUCACAUCUCACUCUCCUCUCGUUCGUUUACUAAUCCAUCGCAGAUUUGGCAAACAGCAGGUAAUGGUACACGACUCAUCUUCAUCGUCUCGGAGGCAGCACAUAUGGCACGAGACGCUGAGUAUGAGAUGGCAUAGGCCUAAUUCAUUAUGGGUUAUGGUUACGAGUAUGAAUAUAGGCGUCUCAGGGUCCCCGUUGUUUUGUUUAUCUCGAUGAAAAUCAGGCGUAACUAGUUGAUACCGUUAUUAGAGUAGAGCACGUCUAAUUGAAUACUGCUACUUUUGUCA
Hymenoscyphus albidus is the source of this 3221-nucleotide messenger RNA. NCBI's taxonomy places the organism in Eukaryota, Fungi, Ascomycota, Leotiomycetes, Helotiales, Helotiaceae. The record is from the annotation of a GenBank genome assembly.